Messenger RNA from Cavia porcellus (domestic guinea pig), 3504 nucleotides. It is a transcript of the gene Armc12, whose product is annotated as armadillo repeat containing 12. Lineage: Eukaryota; Metazoa; Chordata; Mammalia; Rodentia; Caviidae. The record is from RefSeq and is a predicted model, not a curated record. Bases 2065 to 3201 code for a protein of 378 amino acids. Gene Ontology annotation, cellular component: nucleus. The transcript has 8 exons.
AAACAGUGACGUAACACGAGGGGCGUAGCCCCCCUCCAUCCCUGCUAUCUCCAAAACCGAGCCUGGGGGAGGGAGGACGAGGUUAGAGGUGUCAGUACCCUCCCCGCUCCCCGUAGGGGUGCAGGUUCAGAAAACGCCCUGGCGGCUCCCUCGGGCUAGCUGCUCCGCGGGGUGCGCGCACCCCACCUUGCCCUCGCGAUCUGGCGGAGGUGGGGGGAGUCUGGGGUGCACGGGCCUCGAUCUCUGAGCGCUCGCCACUUUCUGCACCGCCCCGGGAGCGCGCUCGGGCCCACCGCUCCCCAGGCAGCCCCCCACCUCCGCGGCCGGGGGGCGCGCGGGGCGCGGAGCUGUCGGAGGCGCGCAGUGCCCGCGGAGUGCGGUGGGGAAAAUGAAGUCAAAGAUAGCAGAGCUAAAGCGGUGGCUGAAGUGUGUCCCAUGGGGCUGGCUGGCUGGAGUCCACUCUGCUAGUCCACAUUGAACAUGGGGAGAUGCAGGUAACAUGCUGGUCCCCAUGACACAAAGCAGGUGCCGGGGCAGCCCGGGUUCUCGCUGAGUCCAGUAAGGAGCUCAAACCCACAGCUCUGUGUGGACUCUCAGCCUCUCCCCCACUGGCCAGUGUGCCAGGUUUCUGGAUUAUACAGAAAAACAAAACAAGAAAAUAAAAGCAAAGUUCCCAAAAAGAGUUGCUGUCUUUAAUCUGUUUCCUAGGGACAGUGUAUUGUCACCGUUCCCUAAAAUAAAUUGUAAUCCCCUCAAAAAAGAAUCUCAUCAUCUGAAUAAAAAACAGUCAUGCUUGCUGGGCGUCAUGCUAAGCACCUGUGGUCCCACCUAUGGGAGGGAAGCAGGAGAAUCUUUUGAGACUAACCUAGGAAAAAUAUCAAGACCCUAUCUGAAAACAAAAACUGCCAUUCCCAAGAAAGGCGCCAUUAUUAACUUCACAAUGAGAAAUAGAUAUUUUCUGUCUUUAGGAUUUCUUUGUGUGUGCGCUGUGUGCAGGUGACAAUGUCACUUCGGGCAGGCUGCCCUGAGUCCCCCUGAAUCAUUUGAGAGCAGAACCAGAAGAAAUGGGCUUUAGAGUGGUGCGUGGUGGCUCAUAGCUGUAAGCCCAGAACUCUGAGAGCCAGGAGGAUGGAAAAGUUGAGCCCAGACCAAGCCACUCAGUGACUUGAAGCCUGUCUCAAAAAACAAAAGAGAGGUGGAGGUAUGAAGUCCCCGAGUUCAAUUCCCGAUUUUUAAAGUAUAGGAGGGAACCAGAUUACAGUCAGGAAAGAACUCCGGGCAUCUUUAAAGAAUCAGUGCCACGGAUGGUGGCCUGACAGUGCCAUCUCCCUCUGGAGGACACCUCAGUGACCUUGUGCAGAGGAUCCAUUUGCAGAUCUGCCAGGGCAGUAUUUCAUCCUAAAGUGACAGUUGCUAUGGGCAGCUGCCUCCUCCUGGGUGUGGUCUCACCUGCCUGCUCCUGGCACAGCCAUGGAAGCUUCUGGACUGUGGGCUGGCAGUGUUUUCCGAUUCCAGAAAUCUCAAGCCGCCUCCUGCCAGUGGGGAUGCUGGGAAAUGGCACUCCCAGUCAGGCCCCCGUGUCUGGGUGGGGUGAGGACACCCACAUCUUCAUCCUGGGGCUUCGGAAGACAAUGUCUGAAUCUCUUCUGAUGCAAAAACUGAGGUCAGGGCCGGGCAGUUCCUUCCCUCUCUCGGGCCCCUCCGAUGGACUGAUGGCCGUACCCCAGACUUCCUCCCGGGAAGCCCAGGCCUGGGAAAGCCGGUGGGCGGCUGCUGCCCUCUAACCGAGGAAAGCACGGGCUCUGUAGCUGCCAGCCUGGCUGCUCUGAGUGGGCUCCCAGGAAAGAUGCGAAGGGCUCUCCUGUCUUGUUUUUGGUGGUGCAGGGGGUUGAACCCACGGCCUCGCACCUGCUGGGUCUUUUAUGUCCCUAGGGUGUCCCACUUCGUCCUCAGAGCUCCCAAAACUGAAGCCUCGGUCACCUCCAGCGCUCCUCCCUGGCGGCCACCCUCUGUCCUAUUAUCUUUCCCACUUUCCUUUGUUGCCCAGGUUCCAAUUCUGGUACCAUGGCUCCUGGUGCUGCCAGAAUUCUGGUUCUGGAAGGCUUCUCCCCAAGCAAUGGGCCUAGCUCCCACCUGGGCACGGGCAGCACUGAAGACAUGGGCAGGAGCAUACCCGAGUGCCUGAGGGAGCUGGACAUCCGCAAAAGUGUGGUGGGCCUGGCGACGGGCGCCGGGGCCCUCUACCUGCUCUACAAGGCCGUCAGGGCCGGCAUCCAAUGCAAACCGCCCCUCUGCACCACCUCGCCCAUCUGCAUCGCCCGUGAGUGUGCGGGCCCUGGGGAGAGGGCUGUGCCCCCGGAGGCAGCUGCGCCCGAGGCCACCCCUGAGGGAAAGCCCGAAGGCCUGGCCAUCGAGCGAGAGCGCCACGGGAGGGACUCAGGGGAGCUUCGGAGACUCCUCAACUCCCUGGAGUGCAAGCAGGACGCCUACAACAGGAGCAUGAUCUUGCACAGCAUCACACGCUGUGUGUACUUGCUGGAGGCCGAGGCCUCCGCUUGUAGCACCGAUGACAUCAGAUUGUUGGGUGACAUGCUGGAUGACGACAACAAAAGUGUCAAAAUCCAAGCUCUGAACGCACUAAAAGCUUUCUCUGGCAUCCGGAAAUUCAGGCUCAAAAUCCAGGAGCACACCAUCAAGGUUCUGGAACUGAUCUCCACCAUCUGGGACACGGAGCUGCACGUCGCGGGCCUCAGGCUCCUCAACAACCUCCCGCUGCCCGACUUCGUGCACCCGCAGCUGCGGAGGGUGAUGCCGUCCCUGAUGGAGAUCGUGCAGUCAGACCACAUCCUGUCCCAGGUCCAGGCCUUACGCCUGAUGAGCUACCUGGCACAGAAGAACGAUCUUCUCUAUGACAUUCUGAACUGCCAGGUACACCCCAACUUCCUGAACCUGUUCCAGGCCACACAGCCAGGAAGUCUACUGUUGGAGGUCCUGGUGUUUGCUGAGCGGCUGAGUGAGGGCCGGAACUCACCCCACUACCGAGCCGUGAAAUGGCAUUACAACGAACAGUCCCUGCACGAGGCCCUCUUUGGGGACGAUUCACGGCUGGCAGACCGGCUGCUUGCCCUGGUGAUCCACCCCGAGGAGGACGUCCAGAUCCAGGCCUGCAAGCGUGCCUUAGGUAUUUUGUUCUGCUUGUAAAAGGCUGAGCAAUUACAGUAGAUUUGGGGAUCAACCGGUGAAGAAAAUCAACAAGAGCUGGGCGUGGUGGCUGAUAUCCAUCUGUCAUCCCAGUGCUCUGGAGGCUGAGGCAGGAAGAUCGCCCUGAGUUUGAGACCAGUCUGGGCUGUAAGGUAAGCUCAAGGCCAGCCUGAACUGCAUAGAGAGACUCUGCCUCAAAAAGAUCAAAACAAAACAAAAGAUGUAUCAAAUUCCCCGUGAUGAAUGUGAUCACUGUGUAUCCUAAACUAUAGCAAUAAACUUAAUUUUUAAAAAAAAGUGAGA